AUGUUGUUAAGAUUACAGAAAAAUAACUUCACCUACAAGCAUAAGCCGGGCAAGGAUCUUGUGGUAGCGGACACUCUAUCACGGGCACCACUUCCAACUACAGAUUCAGAGUUAGAGAAAGAAAUAUCUUGCUAUGUUCACAUGGUGAUGUCCAAUCUUCCUGCAACAGAUAACAUGAUGGCAAGACUCAGGAUGGCCACAGAAGAAGUUGAAUCACUACGGCAGCUGAAGAAGACCGCUAUGAGCGGGUGCAUGGCCAGAUACGAAACGAGAAACACCAAUCAAAAUUAGGGAGUAUUGGCAUUGUAGAGAGGAAAUUUCAGAGAUUGAUGGAAUUAUUUUGAAGAAUGAAAAGAUCAUCAUCCCAAGGUCCUUUCGACCAUAAAUGUUGGAAAAGAUUCAUGCUGGACACAUGGGAACCGAAAAAUGCAAGAAACGUGCACGGGCUGUUCUGUAUUGGCCAGGGAUGAAUUAACAGAUAGAAGAAAUGGUUUUGAAAUGUCCUACCUGUCUAGAAUAUUGACCAUCAAACCAGAAAGAGCCCAUGAUUGUUCAACCAAUUCCCACGAUUCCAUGGGAUACUGUCGCCACUGAUUUGUUCUACUGGAACAAUUCAAACUAUCUAUUAGCUGCGGACUAUUUUUCACGUUAUUUUGAGAUUGCAAAGUUGCCAGAUAUUAAGAGCAGACCUUGUUACUUACACGAAAUCUAUAUUCGCCAGACACAGGAUUCCAAGAGAAGUAAAGAGUGAUAAUGGUCCGCAGUACACAUCACAAGAAUUUGGAAAGUUUGCGCAAGAGUGGAAUAUUCAACACACGACGACCAGUCCAUACCAUCCACAAGCGAAUGGUCUAGCUGAAAGAUCGGUGCAGACUGUCAAAAACUUAUUAAAUAAAGCAAACAGAGAUGGAAGAGAUCCUUACGUUAGUAUUUUAGAAUAUCGAAAUACACCCAUUGAUCAGGUUGCUUCACCAGCGCAAUUACUGAUGAGCAGAAGAUUAAGAUCUGUUGUUCCCACAACGAAGUCUCUGUUGCAACCUAAAGUCAUUGAUGAAGAUCUAGCGAGUUCGAAGUUAAUAAUUAAGAAAACGUUCAGAAACUGUAUUAUGACCGAGGCUCCAAAGAACUUCCUACAAUAUCACAACGCGAGCAAGUUGGCAUAUAAAGCAAGGGAAAAUAUGGAAUCCAGCUGUGGUAACUAGUCAAACACACACACCAAGGUAAUAUCGUGCAAAGUCCAGAUGGAAGCACUUACAGAAGAAACAGGAAACACAUCCUCAAGACGAAAGAAGGAAAUUCACAGUCAUUUGGAAAAGAAGAUUGUGAUGAUCCCAUUAGUCAAAACAAUGAAGAGAAUGCAGUUGGUACAGAACCAGAAAAUGAUGGUGAUAAUGCAGUAUCUACAGAAGAAACAUCAGAGGAACAAUUACCGGUAACACUUGAAAAAAAAUAUAGUGCAUCUCCACUAAAGACUAGCUAG
Molecule: messenger RNA, 1480 nt
Organism: Paramuricea clavata
Lineage: Eukaryota; Metazoa; Cnidaria; Anthozoa; Malacalcyonacea; Plexauridae
Source: the annotation of a GenBank genome assembly